Molecule: messenger RNA, 8106 nt
Organism: Syngnathoides biaculeatus (alligator pipefish)
Lineage: Eukaryota; Metazoa; Chordata; Actinopteri; Syngnathiformes; Syngnathidae
Gene: sipa1
Product: signal-induced proliferation-associated 1
Exons: 16
Coding region: 1548-5306 (1252 amino acids)
Biological process (GO): activation of GTPase activity; epithelial cell morphogenesis; establishment of epithelial cell polarity
Cellular component (GO): Golgi apparatus; cytoplasm; plasma membrane
Molecular function (GO): GTPase activator activity
Source: RefSeq, a predicted model, not a curated record
UAUACUGUACGGUACUUCAGAAUGACACAAACAUGAAGAUUUGUGUAAAGAAAAAAAGCUUGCAUACAAUUUUUUUUUUUUAUACUGAUCAUGUCUUAAAUUUAAUAUGUCCUCCACAAAGUUUUGUCAGGUUUUUGUAUAAUCCUGCUUGUUCGACCACAGACCCCAAAAAUAUCAUAUAAUUGAAAAGAACCACAUUCUCCACUUUUAUAGAUUCCCACCACAAAGUUGCAUUGGGUUUUGCAGAAAAAAAAUUAUUUAAUUUCAAUAUUAUCGGUUUGGAAUAAUCUAUUGUUCAGAAGUGAAAAAAAUCUUUCACCCCAAAAAAUAAUCAUUCGAUGACACAGUUAUGCUUGUUUGGAUAAACACAAAACUAUGCAUGUUUUACAAAAGUGGAAAAUUUUUUUUUAAAUCAAUCGUGUGAUCCACAUGAUUAUAAAGGUGAUAAGAUCCUGCUAAACACAAAUACACAUCUUAAAAUUACUUUGGUAGCGGGGAAUCAAGAUUUAAGAGGAAUGUCAAUGUUUCAGAUUGAUUAGUUGCAUUAAUAAGCAGCAUGAAAAAAAUGCUUUGUUGACUGCAGGAUGUGACACAACAUUACAUCAUCAUGGCAAGUGACAUCACUCAGUGUGUCCUGCUUUUAAAUAUAACACUUCUCACCAAUCGCUUAUUUCCAUUUAUGAGCUCUCUUUUUGGCUCCAGCUGACCACUGCUGCCUCUCUCUGUCAAGGAGACGAAGAGGGGGAGGACUGAGGCUAAGAUGUGUGUGUGUGUGUGUGUGUGAGAGAGAGAGAGAGAGAGAGACGGAGGGAGCGAGGAGGACGAGAAAGAGGGGGUUGGCUUUAGUGUGAUGUGAAUGGAAUAGAAUCGGCACAAGAGAGAGAGGGAGCAAGGGAGGAGGACGACACACAUCAACCUGCCUCUUGACUAAGCGACCAGAAAAGAGCCACACGUAUUGGGAAGUGUGUGUUAUUGUUUGCUAUUUUGUGUGUGUGUGUGUGUGUAUUUUAUUUUGGGACAGAGGAAGAGAGCAGCAGACAGGAGGAACUAAGCCAAGUGGAGGAGGAGGAGGAGGAGGAGGUGAGCGAGCCCGACCGUGGAGAUAGAUAGCAGAAAAAUGCUGCCAUGGGGAGAAAAGGGGAGGGAGUCGGCAGAGAGGAAGAGGAUGAAACGAGACCGGGUGGAGCGGAGCUGAAAUGUUGGGAGUUGCUGAAAAAUCAGUGGAUGCCAUGUUGGGGGUGCAGGCAGGGCCUUGUCUAGGAGGACGACGAAUCGGGCCACAGUGAUGGUCCACCUCAGUCUGCAGAAAGUGGCACCUCACAAAACACCCAGCUGCACACCCGGAUGACCCUCUGCUGCAUUCUCACUGCUCCGGUCUUAACCAUUCAUAUGCCAGAACUGCCCUGUUUGUGUACAGUUGAGACCAUUUGAAGGAGGACUUUAUGUUUUGCUUCCACUGAGUGUGGGUUCUCCUUCGAAGCAUUCCCAUUUCACAUCUGGGUCAUUGGGGAGCUUAUUGUUGGAUUGGAGGGAAUCUCACAGGCAACAUGCAGUCCGACGACCUAUUCGUCCGUAAAUUUCGGCGCCAGAAUGUGCGGCCACCUGUCGCAGCCGUCAAUUUCGAUCCCAAACGAGAGGUGGGAUUGGUGGAGUGGCCACCCAGGAGGGGGGGAGAUGGGUCAGAUGCAGACAACCUGACCCCGAGCCGGGCGGGCCUCACCCUGCGUGCAGUGGGCCGUGGCCACAUCAUGCAGAGGAGUAACAGCGAUGUGACUUUAGGAGAUUUGGACUCCGGCGGGAAGGCUGGAGGCAAAACUGCUCGGGCAGUUGGUGAGAAGGUGGGGGUAGGGGCUCAGGGGGACUCUGGGGUGCUGCUACACAGGGAAUAUGGCAGUCUAUCUUCACUGGAGAGACAGACUCAAAUCCAGGAUCCAGGAAGUACAAACCAGGGGCCCCUUAGUCCAAAUGCCCUCCGUUUUAAAGACCCCUUCCUGCUUUUAGGACUACAAGGCAACCCACCAGAACCUGAUGGCUUCUUCCGAGGCCUGUCUUCUGCCACAGGAGACUCCCCAAAACCAGUAAAGCCGCCCAAGCCUGAAGGUCUUAGUAAGAAGUCGAAACCUGUGCCCCCUCAAAUCCCUCAACCUAGUCCUUAUGAUAACAUCGGGGGUGGUGCGUGGGUGAGGAACUUUGCCCAUUAUGACGUUCAGAGCAUCCUGUUUGACCUCACAGAGGCAGCCACCAACAGAGACAGCAUUGGCCGCAAAAAGAAUAUAACCUCAGGGGCCUCCGCUGCUUCCCAGAUGCGACCCCUCUCCCAGGGGACCCCUUCCUCACCUGCACAGGGCGGAGUGGGUAACGGGGGUGGCAUGGACGACCCCGAGCAGUCGCUGCUACUGGAUGAAGGUGACGGCAACGACAAUGAGCUCCUGCUCAGUUGCCCCCACUUUCGAAAUGAGACUGGCGGAGAGGAACAGGUUGGCCUGGGCCGAUCGCAGGCCAAGCGGGGGAUGUGGUUGAGCCCGCGGACUCCCAACGAUGCAGCAUCGGUCCUGGAGGAGCCCAGAGAAAGUCACGUCCAGCAACAGGGCAAAAGCAACUACUUUAUAGAACAUGCAGAUCUGGGAGCGCAUUACUAUCGUAAAUAUUUCUACAUGAAAGAACAUCAGAAUUUCUUUGGCAUGGAUGAUCGCCUUGGGCCAGUGGCUAUCAGUUUCCGCAGGGAGGAGAAAGAAGGCACCAGUGGAGCUCAGUACAAUUACAGAAUCAUCUUUCGCACCACAGAGAUGAAGACACUGCGAGGGUCCAUCUUGGAAGAGUCUGUUCCCUCUGCCGCCCGUCACACCACCCCUCGAGGUUUGUCUCCCAAGCGGCUGCUGGAGUUCAUCAUGCCCGAACUCAACCUGCACUGCCUUCGCUUGGCCUCAAACUCCCCCAAGGUCCGCGACACUUUGCUGAAGCUGGAUGAACAGGGGCUAAAUUUCCAGCGCAAGGUCGGCGUCAUGUACUGCCGGGCUGGACAGAGCUCCGAGGAGGACAUGUACAACAAUGAGAGCUCUGGGCCGGCGUUUGAGGAGUUUUUGGACCUGCUCGGUGAUCGCGUGCGACUGAAGGGCUGGGAGAAAUACCGAGCUCAGCUGGACAACAAGACUGACUCAACGGGGACACAUUCCCUCUACACACGCUACCAGGACUAUGAGAUUAUGUUCCAUGUCUCCACCAUGCUUCCGUACACCGCCAACAACACUCAACAGUUGCUGAGGAAACGACACAUUGGAAACGACAUCGUGACCAUUGUGUUCCAGGAGCCGGGCGCUUUGCCCUUCACGCCAAAGUCUAUCCGUUCCCACUUCCAACACGUCUUCAUUAUUGUCCAGGUUCAUGAGCCCUGCACAGACAACACCUAUUACAGGGUGGCUGUGACACGCUCUAAAGACAUGCCAUUGUUUGGCCCACUUUUCCCUAAGGGCGCUCUCUUCCCUCGCUCAGCAGCCUUCAGAGACUUUCUCCUGGCCAAGGCAGUCAACGCUGAGAAUGCCGCAGAAAAGUCUGAGAAGUUCCGCUCCAUGGCCACUCGCACGCGACAAGAAUACCUGAAGGACUUAGCUGAAAACUACGUGACUACAACGCCUAUCGACUCCUCCACCAAGUUCCCGCUGCUCUCCCUCGGAGGCAAGCGAAAAGACAAGCUGAAGGGCGCCAAGGGGGCGGAGCUGCACAGUGCCGGGGCGCUGGUAUGGGCCGUCUUGGUGGACGGUGGGGAAGACGGGGAGGCAGGAGAGCACAAACUGCCCUGUCUGCUGGGGAUCUCAGCUGAGUCUGUGGUGCUCAUCGAGAGGUACACGCGCAGGGUGGUGUUCAACUGCUCAUGCAGGGACGUCAUCGGUUGGAAGGCGGUGGCCGAAACAAAAGAGGGAGGGCCCUUCUUGGAUAUCUUCUAUGAGCGUGGCGAGUCAGUGUCCAUCAGCGUGAUGGAGAGCCAAGCUGAGGAUUUAAGAGAGGUGGUUCAGAGGCUGGAGUUGGUUACCCGUGGGUGCGAGGCCCUGGAAGUUACCCCACUACGUGACGGUGUGGGCCAGCCUGGCUUUCUGAUGAACGAGGAGGGCUUUGUGACAGAGCUGCAGCGGUUCUGCUAUGCCGAGAGUGGCGGCCUGCAGCUGUGGGCUCGGGUGGUGCGCCUGUGCGGCCGCUCCCUGGUCCACCUUAGCACGGAAGAGAGGACCAGGCUUCUCCGCACGGCGCACAAGAUCCACAUCACCGUCAUCCCGCCAGAUGAGAAUGGGAAACCCCGCAGGAGCUUCUCUGAGCUGUACCAGAAAGCCAUUAAAGAUGCAGAGUGUAAGCCCGGCGAGGACCAGUCCGGUGAGGCCUGGGUACUUGAUGAGAGGCAGGAAGAGCAGCAAAAGCGGGACAACCUGAUAAAGCGGGAUAGUGUCAUCGAAGCAGACACGGUGGGGGUCCAGGUGGAAGCCGACGGGGCAGAAGAGCAUCAAGGGCAAAGUGAGAGAGGUGAUACUGACUUGCUUUUGGCGCCGCCAAGCCUACCUUUGUUGCGGGCCACUUCCCUGCAGGACCAAACCUCCCAUCAGGACCACGAGAGCUCGCAACUCACACGUAGCUUCUCUUUAGAGAGGGAUUCAUCCUGCGGAGAUUCUUAUGAGAGACACAUUUACGACAAUGUGCCCUUAAAAGAGGACCACCGCAUCUACGAGAAUGUCGGCGAGCUGAGAGAUGCCACACCUGAUCUAAUCUUGGCUGUCAAGCCCAAAUUUGCCCCAGAAGAGAAAGAGUUCAUUGCAGACUUCGGCGAUGACAAAGCUUCAGCGAGCGAAUCCCCUCUCUCCUCCUCAAGGUUGUCAUGUGUGGACCGCGCAGAGAGGAAUUCACGGGCCUUAAGUCUUCACAACUCCAUCACCAAGAUUCUCUCAGAAACGACAGAUUCCACCGAAGAAGAGUGGCAGUCCAUCGCCGACCUGGCCACGGCCUGCCGCAGCAUCCUAGAGGCUCUGUCACGCGAGGAUCGUAAAGCUGGAGACCAACAAGGAGCCGAUCAUACAGAUGGCAAGUUGAACGCAAGGGAGAGUGACUCUCCAGGCCACCUGGAAGAGAAGGUGUCCCAGCUGGAGGCCAUGCUGAAGAAGCUGCAGGAUGACCUGCAAAAGGAGAAGGAGGACAAGGCGGUGCUGCAGGCCGAGGUGCAGAGCCUGCGGCAGAACAACCAGCGGCUGCAGGAAGAGUCGCAGAGCACGGUGGCGCGGCUCAUCAAAGUCACGGAGCUACUGUGCAACGUCAACAAGCCCUGUUAAAUACGCCGCCUCGACUAAAUGCUCCUCGGCCAACAACAAUCAACAGAAUGAUGUCACGUGUGUCCUUGGAACACACGUGCGCAUCCUCCGUAAACAGUGACGGCUGGACCUGCCUGCUGGUUAAGGUGUAUGCAAAGUAACGACAUUCCCUUACAAGUGUGUACUUCUGGCUGCUGUUAGUGUGCAAUGCCAGUGUGAUCUCGUGUGUGUGUGUGUGCGCGUGCGUGCGUGCGUGUUAGCAGCAUGCGCGUGCAUCUCUUACUGUACUUUGCUUCAAAUACUUGACAACCUGGGCUGAUCAGCUCUUCCAUUUUAAGUUACGACUGAGAGACACCGUAUAGCAUGUUUAUCUGAAAAUAGACCAAAAGUGUACACGUUCAAAAUAUAGUAUCACAUACACUAGUGUGUAUGUGUGUGUGUGUACCACUUAAAAUGUGAAGAAUAGUAUUGCUUUCUAGUGUGGAAGGUCUCAAAAGACACAAUAUUUUAAAAAAACUAUAAAAAGGAGGCAAUUUACAAGUCUCUGUCGGCAACCACGAGAUUACAUAUGUAAAGUUGCCAAUCUCUUGCUUCUCAGUUCUAACUGUAUUCAACUAUUAGAAAGGGAUUCUCCUAAUAAUCCCUUCAUUAGAUGAAAACGAGGACGCUUGCACAUGUGAGGAAAAACAAGCCGAGCCGAUGUGUACGUGCACUGGAAGACACAAUGGCAGGAAAGAAGGACUUCCUUCACAAAUUUGUUUUUCCUCUAACCUCACUCAGUCUUGUAGCAGCCACACUGUAGAAGUUCUCCUGCUGGCCUCACCACCCCAAACGGCAGCUUUUAUAGCUUUCGGUGUCAAUGAAACACCUGAUAGUGGAACACACGAUAAUCCAACGAUAAUAUUGUAUUGGCUUAUGAGUGGUAGCAAUGAGAGGAAAUCUUCCAAACAAUGUGCGUUUUUGUGUUUUGCUGGAUUCAUUCUUGCACUUUUUUUGGGGGGGGUCAAAUCAGCACUGGACAGAGGCACGUAUUGUAAUUUUUUUUUUCCUGCCUGUACUCUUCUUGCCCUCUUACCUCACCUUUUCUGUGCCCACUGCUGAAGGCACCACUAACAAGGUGUGUUGACAGAGACUGACUGCUUCUUUCUCCUCAGUGCCAACUUACACCUAGGCAGCUCUUCCGAGUUCCAGCCGAAAUGAGACCCUUGUAUCAAUUGUGUUACAAACAUCCACUCAAGACUCUCAAUGCUCUUGUUAGUAUAUAAAAAAAAAAAAACUUUCUCUUGUAAUGUUAUUUUAGAGUCACUGUGAAUACUUGGUACCAGCAUAUUAAGAUACAGUAUAUACAGAUUAAAUUAUGAAUCUAAUCUUUAUUAUCACUAUGUCAGGAUGCUCUGUACAGCUCCUGUUAUAUAGAUUUAUCAUCUUGUGGACAUGCUGAAGCUUCCAGACUGAACUAUUGGUGUGGGGAAGACCUGUCUUACUGUGUCUCGUAUUGUUGUUUAGAUUGUAAGAGGUCGGUGAAGCAUGUGAAUGUGCCAAGCAACAUCCAGCCACCCCCCACCCCACCCCACCCGUAUGUGUAUGUAUGUGUGGGUGUCUCAAAAUGUAACUUAUUACUCAUGCAAAUGUGGAUUUUACUGUAGCUGUUUAAACCUAACGGGUGGUUGUUGUUAAAAAAAAAAAAAAAAAAGAACUAGAGCAGAGAGGAAAUGUAUGCUUGAGUUAAAAUGUGACUUUGUUUUAUCAUAGGAAGCCAGCAAUGAUGAAAUCAUAUCUGUAAAGCUUGCAUUCUAGCUUUUACAAGGUCUUAAACACCAUUAGGUACGCCUUAAUGAGCAACAUCCUGACGGGACGGUCAAAGUGUGAGUUCUCUGACUUUGUGCCUACCUGAAAAUGUAUGUACGUAUGUUAAGCCAGCUUACUUUUGUCAUUUCUUCUCCCACGGUUGCACUGACUUGAGGUUUCAGUUGCAGAUGAACCAUCUUAACAUCUGAUCUUUCAUCUGCUGUGUGCCCAAAACUGAUUUGAGAUGACGACGUGUGUCGUCGUUGGUUUAAGCUGUGAGACUUGACAACUGGAGUUGUGAGUGACUUAUGAUUUCUAAACCUGAAUUAAAGUGGAAAAGGCUGAUUUGUGGGACUUGAUGCGUUGCCAUCAAGUGGAAACAGACACAAAUGUCUUUGAAUGUCCUUUUGUUUUUCAGUACUCAGUUAUAGCCGUUGAAUUUGCAAAUAAAUCGAAUCUGAAAAUUCAUUCAACUCACAAGCCAAACAAUGUGGCGCUUAAAGGAAGUAGACAGUACACACAACUGGAAGAUGUAUUUGCCAUGUCAUCAUCUGAGAAUUCUUAAAAGGGAAAUAAUGUAGUGGCGUUUGUGGGGGUGACAUUUAUUCACAAUACAGUCCAGUAUGACACCACCAUACAAACAUUUCAUUUCCAUGGACUUUGCCCGUAUAAUUCUUUUCCUAAACACCAGCCAAAGAAAAAUGCUUUCUCCUCCCUGCGCUGACAUUGGGAGGACUUAUGAUGACAACAUCGUGCCGGGCUGUGUCUUUAUUUGGGGCUGGAGCGCAGGAUGGAGUCAGGCCUGGGACACAAACACAAGAGCUGAAAAGAAGCUUGACUUGGGCCGUAAAUCUCGCCGCGAUGUGUGUUUAGACUUCACUUUCGCUCUUGCUUGUGCAGCAAAUCCACUUUGUUGCCCAAUGUUUUCUGUUUUGAAGAGAGGCCACACUGAUGGUUUGUAUUUAAAAAAAAACAAAACAAAACAAGACUGCUGUUUUCAAAUGCUGAGUGAUACCAAUAAUGAAGUUGUGUC